Molecule: messenger RNA, 1102 nt
Organism: Echinops telfairi (small Madagascar hedgehog)
Lineage: Eukaryota; Metazoa; Chordata; Mammalia; Afrosoricida; Tenrecidae
Gene: POLR1G
Product: RNA polymerase I subunit G
Exons: 1
Biological process (GO): transcription by RNA polymerase I
Source: RefSeq, a predicted model, not a curated record
CCUCAACGGGCGGCUGGUGCCUCUUGCUGGCUCCCAGAUGGUGAAGGGGAGCAAGUUGGCAGGCAAACGGCAGCGCUUCCGGGUCCUUAGCAGCAGUGAUCCCGGGGCUGAGGAAGCCACCCUACUGGCCCCCUCAAGUGAGGCUGUAGGUGGGCUGACCUGUGCCCCUGCCCCCCAGGGCAGCCUAAGGAUCUUUGAGGGGCUCCAAGCAUCCCUGCCCCGGACACCUCUGCAGCCCGUUCCAACCAGCCCCCCGCCCCGGGUCCCCCCAGGCCUGAGGCCUCGGUUCUGUGCCUUUGGAGGCAGCCCCCCAGUGACAGGGCCUGGGUCCGCCUGCACCCUGAAGACGCCAACCUCCGGGAAGAGGAAAAGGAAGAAGCUGAUUGCUGGGGCCUCGGCGGCCCCACAGGAGGCAGCAAAUGGACACGGGACGCUGGAGGUGGACACAGCUUUGGGGUCCCCGGAGAUGGGUGUGGAGAAGAAAAAGAAGAAGAAACAGCCAGAAGAACCAGAGCCUGCGCCUGAGACGCUGGAGAGCCUGGGGGUACCCUUGCCCCCCACCACCAAGAAGAAGAAGGCCAAAGGGGCAGAAUCAGUCGGCCAAGAAUUGGGGGUGCCAGAGGCAGAAGCAGGGGUGGCGGAACUGGAACUUGGGGUUAAAGCCGAGCCUGGGGAGGACACGGUCGGGUCCCCCACCAAGAAGAGGAAGAAGAGGCCAAAGGUUCCCGAAAGGAUGGAGCCCGUGGACGGAGCGACCGUUGAGGAUCCAUCGCAGGUGAAGGUAGAACCUCAGGAGGAACCCAUUCCACUGCCCUCCGCCAAGAAGAAGAAGAAGAAGAAAGAAAAGCACCGCAAAGGGCUGGAGGAGCCAGAGGGGAGCCCCCGAGGGGCGCAGGCAGCCCACCAGGAGAGGGUUAUGGAGCUGCCUCGGGACGCAGAGCCCCAGAGGGAACCCCCAGGGGGCACGGAGCUUCCAGCCGAGCCCACCAGAAAGAAGAAGAAAGAGAAGAGGCAAAAGGUGAUGGCAGAGGCAGACGGGGCGCUGGAGCCCCGGUCGGCGGAAGACCCUGAGCCAGGGUCAGCCACCAAGAAGAGGAAGAAA